This is a messenger RNA of Syzygium oleosum, 2233 nucleotides long. Its product is annotated as abscisate beta-glucosyltransferase-like. Gene Ontology annotation, molecular function: UDP-glycosyltransferase activity. NCBI's taxonomy places the organism in Eukaryota, Viridiplantae, Streptophyta, Magnoliopsida, Myrtales, Myrtaceae. The transcript has a single exon. The coding region runs from base 49 to 1497 and encodes 482 amino acids. The record is from RefSeq and is a predicted model, not a curated record.
ACCAUCCUACAUCCUCUCUCUCUCUCUCUCUCUCCGGUGCAUUCAUCAAUGGCGGACGAAGUGGAGAUGUUCUUCUUCCCUUUCAUGGGAGGAGGCCACCAGAUCCCCAUGAUCGACAUCGCCCGCCUCUUCGCCUCCCACGGUGUCCGGUCCACCAUCAUCGCCACCCCUGACAACGCCCUCUCCUUCCAGCGGUCCAUUGCCCGCGACCGGGACUCGGGCCGGCCCAUCUCCAUCCACCCCCUCGAGCUGCCCCAGGGCUCCGAGCAGCCCGACUCUGACAUGUCCGCCGCCCCCUUCACCGACACCUCCAUGCUCCAGGAACCCCUCACGCUCUUGCUCAUUGCCAGGCCACCCGACUGCAUCGUCGUCGACACGUUCCACCGCUGGUCGGCCGACGUCAUCGACGCGACAGGAGUUCCUAGGAUCGUGUUCAAUGGGAACGGAUGCUUCUCUCGGUGUGCUCAAGAGUUGAUGCGGACUUACAAGCCUCACGACAUGGUGCAAUCCGAAUACGACCCGUUCGAGAUCCCAGGCCUGCCAGAUAGGAUCGUGAUGACGAGGUCGCAGCUUCCGCAUUUUCACAAGCAGAAAGUUGGCGGGAAGCCGCAUGGUCGGAUGUCAAAUUCGGAGGACAAGAGUCUUGGGGUUGUGGUAAAUAGCUUUCUUGAGCUGGAACCGGCUUAUGUGGAGUAUUUCAAGAAGGAGAUGGUGAAGAAAGCUUGGGUGGUCGGACCAGUGUCGCUGUGCAAUAGGAAUGUGGCGGAUAAGGCCGAGAGAGGGCAACAAGCUGCUAUUGAUGAGCACAGUUGCUUGAGUUGGCUCAAUGCUAAAGAACCCAACUCCGUUCUUUACGUUAGUUUUGGGAGUUUGGCCAGGUUGGCCCCGGAACAGCUCCUUGAGAUUGCAUAUGGUCUCGAGGCUUCGAGCUGUUCGUUCAUUUGGGCGGUUGGCAAAAUCUUCGAGUCAUUGGAAAAUGGACAGAGAGGCCGAGAGAAUUGGCUUCCGAGUGGGUUUGAAGAGAGAUUGAAGAGGUCCAAGAGGGGGUUGAUUAUCAGAGGAUGGGCGCCGCAGCUGUUGAUUCUUGAACACCCUUCAGUGGGUGCGUACAUGACGCACUGUGGGUGGAACUCGACUCUGGAGGGUGUGAGCGCUGGCCUUCCGAUGGUCACUUUCCCACACUCGGCUGAGCAGUUUUUCAAUGAGAAGUUGAUCACUGAUGUGUUGAGGAUUGGGGUCCAGGUUGGGAGCAUGGAGUGGGCAUCUUGGAACACCAAGCCGGGCCCGCCAGUGGGGAGGGAGAAAGUGGAGGCGGCCGUGAGGAAAUUGAUGGAUGGAGGAGAGGAGGCAGCGGAGAUGAGGAGAAGAGCCAAAGAUCUUGGAGAGAAGGCCAAGAGAGCGGUCGAAGAAGGCGGGUCAUCGUACGAAGAUGCCGAGGCCUUGAUUCAAGAGCUCAUGUCUCGCAAAAAAGUAAGUACGAAGCGAUCGAGUCGGUAAGACAUUAUCUCUGUGUACAACAACAUGAUCUUAGCGUUACGUGAACAGCAAGGAGAGUUCAAAAGGACGUAGGAACGCUGUCUGUGACGUCGUGUGCUAAAUGAACAGCUCAAUUUAAACUGUGCAGUUUCAAAUUUGUAGUCACCGGCUCCAAAGUAAGGAGAAGAGAAUCGCUUCUAUGUAUUCAAUGGCUGCAGGAGACGGAUUGUAUAUUAAUCACUCCAGAAGUCUUUGUUAUAUUAGACUUGCAAAGACGGAUGAAAAUGAAUUGGCGCCACUAGCAAUUCUUACAAUUUAAUAAUCUUACUAAUAAAAGAAGAGUACUACUCAGCAAGAUUUCGUAUGUUAUUGGACUUGGAAGUGACUACCAAAAUCAUGCUGGUACCUCCACCAAGGAUCAGGGUAGACGGAUGCGGAUUGCAGAUGACUUUGGCUUGGAGGCAUAUGUCAUUGGAGAAGCUCCAGGUGUCCCAGAUCAGAGAAGACAGAUGAGCAGGGAAAAGCUAACCGCGAAUCACCAUCCUGGUUAGCCUAGUCUUAUCUUCUGAGUAAAACUCGAACACUUAUCGCCAUUUCUGUGACGUAAGAGACUAUGUAUCUAUGAUAGUGAUAUUUUUGUCAUAACUGGCCAAUCCGGUCGCAAAGCAGCAUGGACCUCUCUGUUGGGGUAUGUUUAGUUUGCAGUCAGACAACUUUCUUGUCAUCAAGCUUGAAUAAAAAUUGUUUUGUAGUUGAA